AUGAAACGGCUUUGUCCGGCCACUUGUGGUUGUGUUUCUGCCACGCCAAGUGUGUCAACAACCGCUCCAGCGGAGCCAACAACCACGCCUUCAGGAAGUAGUGGUUGUGGACUUGAUGACAAAGCAUUUGAUUGUAAAAAGAAGUCACAAAUGUGUAAUGUGCCUGUGAGUACUAUAGCGUAGUGAUUUCAGUAAGGUACUAGGGUUAAAGUUCUAAAAAGGGAUUUUGAUUUAACAAUUGUUUUUAAUUUAUUCUUUUAUUUACCUUAUAGGCUUACAUAAACCUUAUGAAAAAGUUAUGUCCUGAAACAUGUGGUUGUCCUACAUCAGCGGCCCCAGCAUCUACAACGCCAAAUGCGCCAACAACCGCGCCAGCAGUGCCAACAACCGCGCCAGCCGUGCCAACAACCACGCCAGCAGUAGCAGCAACCACGCCAGCGGCGUCAGCAACCACGCCAGCAGUGGCAGCAACCACGCCUGCAGGAAGUAACGGCUGUGGACUUGACGACAAAGCAUUUGAUUGUAAAAGGAAGUCACAAAUGUGCACUGUGCCUGUGAGUACUACAAUAAAAUAGUGCUUUUAAUAUUGUACAGUGGUUUUUCAAGGUUUAGCAUCCUUUUCAUUUAAGGCAUACAUAAACCUGAUGAAAAGAUUAUGUCCAGAAACAUGCGGUUGUCCUACAACAAUCGCCCCACAAUCUACAACGCCAAAUGCGCCAGCAACCACGCCAGCGUUGCCAACAACCGCUCCAGCGGAGCCAACAACCACGCCAGCGGUGCCAACAACCACGCCUUCAGGAAGUAGUGGCUGUGGACUUGAUGACAAAGCAUUUGAUUGUAAAAGAAAGUCCCAAAUGUGUACUGUGCCUGUGAGUACUAUAACACAUCUCAGACUGCGGGAUUUAAGUUCCAGCUGAGCACUAUUUAAAACUUUUAAGCUUGAAAAAUCAGCUGUUUUUUUGUAUUUAUUGUUAGUUUAGCAUUAUUUCACUUAUAUUGUAGGCCUACGUAAACCUGAUGAAAAGGUUAUGUCCAGAAACAUGUGGUUGUCCUACAUCAAACGCUCCUCAAUAUACCACGCCUUUGGGAAGUAGUGGCUGUGGGCUUGAUGACAAAGCAUUUGAUUGUAAAAGGAAGUCACAAAUGUGUACUGUGCCUGUGAGUACUAUAAUAUCCCCCCCCUCCCACUUUAAGACACUUACUGGGGGGGGAGGGGUUUUGCGGUACUUCCAAGCUGCGGUUUUAAAAAAUCCCGUCGCCGAGAAUACUAUUUAAACGGCCAGAAACCAUAAGUGCUCUGACUUGUCAUUCCGUUUCAAUCAUGGAAAUUAAGAGAAUUGACUUCUUUGGCGCAAAACAUGAGCUGGUCGUUUUUGGAUAAAGCAGCUCAUUUAUCUAGUGGACACGCUCACGUUUGGCGCGGUAAAAGUUCAUUGCCAAAUCUGUAAAUUUUAUAUUAAAAAAACAGCGGUCUAUGUUAAUGAUUAUUGUCUAUUUAUCUUGUAGGCCUACGUAAACUUAAUGAAAAAGUUAUGUCCAGAGACUUGUGGCUGUCCUACGUCAACCGCCCCUCAAUUUACCACGCCUUCAAGAAGUGGUGGCUGUGGGCUUGAUGACAAAACGAUUGAUUGUAAACGGAAAUCACAAAUGUGCACUGUGCCUGUGAGUACUACAACAUAGUGGUUUAGUCUUGCUCUAGGGUGGGGGUUUUUAAAAUUAAAAUAAUUUGUGAAAUUUUUAGAAACAGUCGUCUUUUUUGUUAAUUAUGGUUAAUUUAACGUUACUUUGUUCAUAUUUUAGGCCUACAUAAACUUGAUGAAAAAGUUAUGUCCAGAAACAUGUGGUUGUCCUUCGUCAAUCGCCCCUCGAUUCACUACGCCCUCACCAAAUAG
Messenger RNA from Bursaphelenchus okinawaensis, 1892 nucleotides. Lineage: Eukaryota; Metazoa; Nematoda; Chromadorea; Rhabditida; Aphelenchoididae. The record is from the annotation of a GenBank genome assembly.